AUGUCACAACAAGAAAUAGAUGGCGAUGGUUUUCAAAUAGUUACAUCUAAACGUCGCACUAAAAAUAAACAAACGAAAAUUCCUCGCAAAGAGGUGGAAUUUAUAAAACCAGAAAACUAUAUUGACGUUGAGGCAUCCUAUCAGCGAGUUUUGACUGCUGUAGACGAAAUAAAAGAAUCCGAUUAUUUUAGCGACGUUAGGAAAGCUGGUUGA
Molecule: messenger RNA, 213 nt
Organism: Parnassius apollo (apollo)
Lineage: Eukaryota; Metazoa; Arthropoda; Insecta; Lepidoptera; Papilionidae
Source: the annotation of a GenBank genome assembly